Messenger RNA from Sesamum indicum (sesame), 1985 nucleotides. RefSeq lists its product as uncharacterized. Lineage: Eukaryota; Viridiplantae; Streptophyta; Magnoliopsida; Lamiales; Pedaliaceae. The record is from RefSeq and is a predicted model, not a curated record. Gene Ontology annotation, biological process: ribosomal large subunit export from nucleus. Gene Ontology annotation, cellular component: cytoplasm; nucleus. Gene Ontology annotation, molecular function: ribosomal large subunit binding.
AAGGAGUUGAGUCGGUGAAUAUGUAAUGUGAGAAUUGAAGGACUCUUUCUCUCUCUAACUCUCUCUCUCGCGAAGUGAAAGACGAACUCCAGGUUAAGUCCACGAAUUCAUCGGCAGAAGGCACAGCCUCGCUCCGAAUCCACCAUUAACAGCUAUGGCGCAAGACACGGGUAUGUUUACUGUGCCACAGACGAUUGGUAAUGUUUUAUGCUGUAAAUGUGGUAUUUCAAUGCAACCAAAUGCAGCGAACAUGUGUGCCAAAUGCCUGCGGUCCGAAGUAGACAUAACAGAGGGCCUUCAGAAGCAUGUUAUUAUCAUCCAUUGCCCUGAAUGUGACACUUAUUUGCAACCGCCAAGGACUUGGAUCAAAGCUCAGCUGGAAUCGAAAGAGCUACUGACCUUUUGUGUGAAGAGGUUGAAGAACUUGAACAAGGUUCGUUUGGUACAUGCAGAGUUCGUUUGGACUGAACCUCACUCCAAGAGGAUUAAAGUCAAGUUGAGGGUCCAGAAAGAGGUUCUCAAUGGAGCAAUACUUGAACAAGCUUACACUGUUGAAUAUGUUGUGCAAGAUCAGAUGUGUGAGUCUUGCUCGAGGGUCCAAGCGAAUCCUGAUCAGUGGGUUGCUGCAGUGCAACUGCGGCAGCAUGUUUCUCACAGGCGCACUUUCUUCUAUCUGGAGCAGCUAAUUCUUAAACAUGACGCUGCUAAAUAUGCCAUCAGGAUUAAGCAGAUGGACCAGGGCAUUGAUUUCUUCUUCAGUAAUCGGAGUCAUGGUGUAAAGUUUGUUGAGUUCUUGGGGAAAGUAACUCCAAUUAGGAGUCGUAAUGACAAACAACUUGUGUCUCAUGAUCCAAAGAGCAAUAACUACAACUAUAAGUAUACUUUCUCCGUUGAAAUCAGCCCUAUUUGUCGUGAGGAUUUGAUUUGUCUUCCACCUAAACUUGCUGUCAGCUUGGGAAACUUCGGACCACUUGUAAUAUGCGACAAAGUGACCAACAACAUAGCUCUAUUAGAUCCAUUCACCCUUAGGCAAAGCUUCCUGGAUGCUGAGCAGUAUUGGAGAUCAUCAUUUAAGGCCUUAUUGUCGAGCAGGCAGCUGGUUGAAUACAUAGUAUUAGAUGUGGAGCCUGUUUCUUCUGAAGUCAAUGUUGGUGGCUUAAAGUAUGUUUUAGCUGAUGCCCAAGUAGCUCGUGUAUCCGAUUUUGGAAAGAAUGACACGAUUUUUAAUGUGAGGACACACUUGGGACAUAUUUUGAAUCCCGGCGAUUUUGCUCUUGGUUAUGACUUAUAUGGUGCCAACAAUAAUGAUAUCGAAUUGGACAAGUACAAGGGUCUUGUGCUCCCAGAUGUGAUAUUAAUUAAAAAGAGCUACGAAGAGAAGCGCCAGAAGAGGCGGGGGAAACCUCGUUCCUGGAAGCUUAAGUCUCUCAACAUGGAGAUUGAUAAUACUGUCAGAGGUAAAGAUAAUGAGGAGAAGAUGAAUUCAGAAUAUGAACAGUUCUUGAGAGAUUUGGAGGAGAACCCUGAUUUAAGAUUUAAUCUGUCCCUUUACCGCAACAAAGAAAACCAGCCGUCAGAAAUGGUUUCUGUGACUGAUGGUGAGGAUGUUCCUUCUGUUCCAUUAGACGAGUUGCUUGCAGAUCUUGAUUUAAGUGAUGAGGAAGAAUAUGGUGAUGAUGAUAAUGAUAGUAUGAAAGAAUAAAUUCUAUCCUCUGUUUAUUUCUGAGUUUUGUUUUAAGAUAACUUGGGGCCGCCUCUCUUACCCAUUGAAGAGCAAUGCUGCAGGCUGCAGAAGUUCUUGGGUUAUCUCAUACCUGAUGGUUACAGGUACCGAUAACGGGGUGAAUGGUGAAUGUGAAUCUUUAAAUUACUCGUGUUUUGAAGUUUGAUGAUAGACCGCUGAAGUGUUGUUUUUGCAUAUGUAAUUUUUAGUUGUGAGUUGUGAUUUAUAUGGAAUUAGAGCCCCUCCCAGCUCUCUCUCUCUC